This is a messenger RNA of Plasmodium malariae, 2208 nucleotides long. Its product is annotated as phospholipase DDHD1, putative. The transcript has 3 exons. Lineage: Eukaryota; Apicomplexa; Aconoidasida; Haemosporida; Plasmodiidae. Gene Ontology annotation, molecular function: glycerophospholipase activity; metal ion binding. The coding region runs from base 1 to 2208 and encodes 735 amino acids. The record is from RefSeq and is a predicted model, not a curated record. Gene Ontology annotation, cellular component: cytoplasm.
AUGAGGGCUCCUCCUUUAAAUGUAAAAGACAGUAAGAGUAAAAAAAAUAGUAACAUUGGCAAUGGUGAUAUAAAAGAAAAGAAGAACAAGAAUUUUUUUUUUUUUCCCAAAAAUGAAAAACAUAUUAACAAGAAAUUUCUUAAAAGAAAAAAUGACUCUGAAAUAAACUUUUAUGAAGAAGAACCAUAUUUAGAUGAUAACAUAAAUGAUGUGGAUUAUAUUGUCUUAAUAAUCCAUGGCAUAGGAUCUAAUGAAGAAUUAAUUAUAAAUCAGUGUGAAGAUCUUAAAAACAGUUUUAAAAUUGUAAAAAAAAUGUGGUAUUUUGAUUAUCCCUUUAAUAUACAUUUCCAUAUAUUCAACUGGAAAAAGUAUAUAAUCGAUGCUCAGAUUCACGUUUUCGACAGAAUAAAUAUUAACACAAUGGCUGAAACCCGCAAAAUUAUAAACCUUUCAGCGGGGGAUAUCAUUUGUUUUUUACAUCCAAGAUAUGGCGAUUAUAUAAUGUUAAAUUUGUACAAUGAUAUAAAUAAAACUUUAGAAUCUUUGAUGAGUGAUUCCAGUGGAAGGUUCAGAAAUGCAAAGAUAUGCAUGUUAGGAUACUCCCUAGGAAGUGCAAUGGCAUAUGAAAUACUACACAAUGUGAAAGUGCGAAUAAGUGACAGCAAUAUAAGAUACAAUUUAAAAAGUAAAAUUGAUUAUUUAUUUACACUUGGAAGUCCAUUAAGUGCAUUAUUAUCUUUAUAUAAACCAGAAUAUAUAAAUGAUGGUUUAAAAUUAAUUGAUGGUAUAAAAUUUUAUAAUAUUUUUCACGGAUUUGAUCCCGUAGCUUUUAGAAUAGAACCAUUGAUAUAUCCAAAGAUAAAAAAUAUUCCUGGGCCUGUUUUAAUAAAUUAUUGGAGGAAUAAUGGAGCUAGGUAUUGGUUUGAAUGGGAUAAAAAUAUGCAGAGCGCAAAAAUUGCAAUAGUACAAAAUCUAAAUGAUAUUACAUCUGCUAUUACUAACGGAUUCUAUAAAUUUUUAGGUAAAACUGAAACAACUGUAGAGGAUCAAGGAACAUUAAAUAAAAAUAUCUGCUAUAAUAAAUGUGAGAGUAAAGACAUAAAUAUGUUUUUAUUAAAAGUAAAAGAAAACCAAAGAAAAAUGACUUUACAGAAAAGGAAAAUUGAAAGAAAUAAAAAAAAGACAGAAAAGGAAAAAACACUACCUCCGUAUGACCAAGUAACUGAACGAAAAAACAAUACAAAAUAUUAUCACAAUAAUGAUAAUAAUAAUGAUAAUAAUGAUGAUAAUAAUAAUGAUGAUAAUAAUGAUGAUAAUAAUAAUGAUGAUAAUAAUGAUGAUAAUAAUAAUGAUGAUAAUAAUGAUGAUAAUAAUAAUGAUGAUAAUAAUGAUGAUGAUAAUGAUGAUAAUAAUGAUGUUAAUAAUGAUAAUACGAACGAUUCUUAUCCUUAUCAGAAUAGCGCUCUUAACUCUCAUAAAGCCUAUAACGAGUACAGCAAUUACAACAAUUACCAUGAUAACGAUUCUAAGGAUAAUUCAUCGAGUUAUGUUGAUAGCACUAGGAGCAUUUGCGCAUCGCAGGAUUCAAACAGUGAGCACUCUUUUUUUGAUGAUGACCUCAGCUCGAAUUCAAAUGAUUCCAAGAGUAGUGAAAUUGCAAACAAAGAAAAGGCAAAUAAUAGCAAAUCGGUGAGUAGUAAGUAUGCGAAUAGCAAAUUGAUGAGUGGUAAAGCAACGAAUGGCAAUGCAACUACUGGCGGGGGAAUCUCUACCAACGAUCUAAAUGAUGGCACGAAAAACACAAACAUAAAUAAGAAAAGAGUAGACACUCUUCCAAAUAAGGAUUAUAACGAAUUGCCCCUUCGAUAUGAUUACCAGUUGCAAGAAUUUAUUAUGGAACAUUAUAUAUACCCAUUGGCAGUGGCAAAAUCACAUUUCAAUUAUUUUAUUAUUAAAGACAUAUCUUUUUUCAUAUUAAAAGAGCUUAUAAACAAAACAGUAGCUUUAAGUUAUGAAGACUACUUAACUAAUAUUGAAAGAGAAUAUAAUAGCAAGUCAUUAAAUGAGAAAGAUAAUGAUAAAAAAGAAAAAUAUUUAAAAAUAUCAUUAAAGGCAAGCAAAGCAUUAGAGGAAUUUCGAAAAUACGAGAAAAAUAUGCAAGCUAUGUCUGACCCUUUUAACAUGAAAAAUUUCAAAAAUUUGAUUUGA